Molecule: messenger RNA, 1174 nt
Organism: Euleptes europaea (tarantolino)
Lineage: Eukaryota; Metazoa; Chordata; Lepidosauria; Squamata; Sphaerodactylidae
Gene: BDH1
Product: 3-hydroxybutyrate dehydrogenase 1
Exons: 6
Coding region: 1-1044 (347 amino acids)
Molecular function (GO): oxidoreductase activity
Source: RefSeq, a predicted model, not a curated record
AUGGCCACCCUUCUGGCUGCAACGCGCCUCUCCAGGCCUCUUGCCCGCCUGGCCGCGAAAGCCCCGCACCGCAAGGAUGCCUCAGUUGGCCUCCGGCCCCUGCCGGAGGCUUCCUUCUCUGUCGUGAUCCAGACGGGCAGGCGGACCUAUGGGACAGACGUGGAAGAUAUUGGCGAGAGACCUGUCCUCAUCACCGGCUGUGACUCGGGCUUUGGCUUUGCCCUCGCCAAGUACUUGCACGAGAAAGGCUUCAUCGUGUAUGCGGGCUGCCUGCUGAAGGAACAAGGCCGCGGGGGCUCCAAGGACCUCGACAACAUGAACAGCGACCGCAUGAGAACUGUACAGCUGAACGUUUGUGACAGCGAGGAUGUGGCGCGGGCCGUGGACCACGUGACGGCUACCCUGAAGAACCCAGAUGCCGGAGUCUGGGGUCUGGUCAACAAUGCAGGGGUCUCGACCUUUGGAGAGGUGGAAUUCACCAGCAUGGACACCUACAAGGAGGUGGCGGAAGUGAACCUGUGGGGGACGAUCCGCACCACCAAGGCCUUCUUGCCUCUGAUCCGCAGAGCCAAAGGCCGCGUGGUGAACAUCAGCAGCAUGAUGGGGCGGAUGGCGAACCCGGCUCGUUCCCCCUACUGCAUCACCAAGUUUGGGGUGGAGGCCUUCUCCGACUGCCUGCGCUAUGAGAUGCGCCCCCACGACGUGAAGGUCUGCAUCGUGGAGCCCGGGAACUUCAUAGCCGGGACCAGCUUGUACAGCCCUGAGCGGAUCCAGGCCAUUGCCGACAAGAUGUGGGACGAGCUGCCCGAAAUCGUCCGCCGUGACUACGGCCGGAAGUACUUUGACGAGCAGAUCGCCAAGAUGGAGUCCUACUGCAGCAGCGGCUCCUCAGACACGUCCCCUGUGAUUGAGAGCAUCGGCCACGCCCUGACUUCCAUCUCCCCCUACACCCGCUACCACCCCAUGGACUACUACUGGUGGCUGCGCAUGCAGGUCAUGACCCACAUGCCGGCCGCCAUCUCGGACCGCCUCUACAUUUACUGAGGGGCAGGAGGAGGACGGGCUCGAAGGGCCACGCUGUGUAAAUCUCCCGGCAGCCACCUGGUUAGUUUUGUUCACAGUACUGUAUUUUAGUCCUGGAUUUAUAGUAAUUUAACUUUUGAGUAUAAUUUAA